AUGGACAGCGGUACCAACGGUGGUGGUGCUGCCACCACGCACAUUCAACAUGACUCAGAGCCAUUUCCCAGACUCGAGACUCAAUCUUUUACAGAACAUUCUGCUGCUCUCAAUACGUUGGAUACAUCCUCCCCACCAAUGCAAGAUUCCGCCGACGUCCCUACACCGAUUAGCGGACUGAGACUGCAGACAGAUCAUCUAGCGCAGAAGAAUCGUCAAGAGAAUCGAUCAUCAGGUAACGGGACUAUACCAGAGAUGCACGAACAAAAGGUCUUCAACGCCGGGUUACCAGUGCGACAUUCGAGUAUCCGAUCCAGCCAUUCGGCCAGAAGGCACAGAACAGGAUCAUUGUCACCAGGUUCCUCUGCCGCCUCACCAGCUGUGGGCCCACUUGUAGACAUGACACCUUUACCAUCCCCAAUCUCCCAAUUUGGCUCUCCGGGUCAUUGGAGAGGGUCGAUGGACGAAGAGCUUGACGAUGCUACAUCUGGUGCUCAAGAUGACCACACGUCCUCUCAAUCUAUUGAAGAGCUUGCAGAGCUAGCACGAACUUCGCCAAAGAAGAGGAAGUUGCCAGUCUUGGGUAUCUCUGGAAUCGACCAACCUCCACAAUCAUACAUCACCAAUGCAGCAGCGCAUGAGAGAAAUCGUAGUCUAAGUGACUACGUCCCGGAAGGUAUCCAGGUACCUAAUGUACGGAACAUAGCUGUCUCAACUUCAGCUACGCCACCUAUCAGUCAACAAUUUUCUCCACCUCACGAUCAUUUGCACCGCGAACAGCAUCUAGCUGUGCAGCGCGGCCUCGAACCGCCCAAGCCGCCAACCCCUCCGGACAGUAACCGUGGUAGCAGAAGUGACGACCUUGAACCACCCAUCAGCCCAGCAUUCUCAAAGGCAGCGACGCCUCCACUCUACAAGGCUACAUUAAUUCGUAGUGGGCAAACAAAGCAAUGGCGGGCGUUGAGGCAACUUGGAGAAGGUCAAUUCAGCAAGGUGAUGCUGGCAACAAGUGACUUUGCUGUUGACAGUGUGAGUCACAGUCUGAGCUCCGUGGAAAUCAAGCUUAAUCCAAAAUCGCUGGUUGCUGUCAAAGUGUGCAAUCACGGCCCAGCUGGAGGCGCGGAUGAAAAGUCUCUCCGAACAUCAAUACAGCGAGAGCUAGACCUGAUGAAAUCGAUUGACCAUCCGUCUCUAGUGCAUCUCAAAGCCGUCAGCUCACAGGAACGACAAACUCUAUUCGUACUUAGCUAUUGUCCAGGCGGCGACUUGUUUGAACUCGCUAGCACAAAACAUGACCUUUUGACGCCAUCUCUAGUUCGCAGAAUCUUUGCCGAGCUCGUAGAUGCCGUACAAUAUCUACAUGCUAAGUACAUAAUUCACCGCGAUAUCAAGCUUGAAAACAUCCUCGUCAAAGUGAAUCCAGACUCUUUCUCACAAAUCACAGAUUGGCAAGCGUACGAUAGACCUGUAGUGUGCCUCUCAGAUCUUGGACUAGGACGCGACAUUCCCAGACCGCCUGAAUCUCCACUUUUAGAGCGACGUUGUGGGAGCGAGGACUACGCGGCGCCAGAAGUCUUGAUCGGACAGGAGUACGAUGGUCGAUCGACAGACUCAUGGGCAUUAGGUGUGGUCCUUUAUACACUUAUGGAAGGAAGGAUGCCUUUCGACCCUAUACCAGGCAGCAGGCGCAGAAGUCCGACGAGUCACAAGAUUGCCAGAUGUGAGUGGCAAUGGGUUAGGUUCGCAGAUUCAGACGGAGAGUGGGAUCCUGUCAAAGGGAAGGCAUUCGAAGGCGCUCAAGGAAUAGUAGAGUGCCUGAUCUGCCGCGCCAGGACUCGAUCGAAUUUGGAAAAGGUGCAACAGAUGGAGUGGGUCAGACAAGGCAUUCAUUCAGAGGAUGGGCUGAAACGUGAAGAGGAGGAAGAUUAG
Messenger RNA from Bacidia gigantensis, 1929 nucleotides. RefSeq lists its product as uncharacterized. Gene Ontology annotation, molecular function: protein serine/threonine kinase activity; ATP binding. NCBI's taxonomy places the organism in Eukaryota, Fungi, Ascomycota, Lecanoromycetes, Lecanorales, Ramalinaceae. Bases 1 to 1929 code for a protein of 642 amino acids. The transcript has 2 exons. Gene Ontology annotation, cellular component: cell cortex. Gene Ontology annotation, biological process: protein phosphorylation; intracellular signal transduction. The record is from RefSeq and is a predicted model, not a curated record.